Molecule: messenger RNA, 400 nt
Organism: Durusdinium trenchii
Lineage: Eukaryota; Dinophyceae; Suessiales; Symbiodiniaceae
Source: the annotation of a GenBank genome assembly
GUUCAUUCGCGCUGCGGGCACCUUUGCGACCAUUGUCACGAAGGACCGACAAUACGCCACAAUCAAGCUGCGGUCCACAGAGAUCCGAAAGUUCCCAUUGGAAUGCUGGGCAUCAAUAGGACAGCUUUCGCAUUUGGAGCGGGCCAUGCGUUUCAAAGGCAAAGCUGGCAUCAAUCGCUGGUUGGGUUGGCGGCCAUCCGUGCGAGGGACUGCAAUGGACCCGCACACUCAUCCUCAUGGUGGUGGCACAAGUGCAAAGCACACGAAAAGGCCACCGGUGUCUCCGUGGGGUAUUUUACGCACGGGAUACAAGACUCGGUCGCCGCUGAAGCCUUUGGGUUUGAUUGUGCGGAGAAAACUUCCUGGAAAGAUGCAAAAGAAGUUUGGCAUUGCAUCGUGA